Psammomys obesus (fat sand rat) is the source of this 1945-nucleotide messenger RNA. It is a transcript of the gene Nxf3, whose product is annotated as nuclear RNA export factor 3. The record is from RefSeq and is a predicted model, not a curated record. Gene Ontology annotation, biological process: poly(A)+ mRNA export from nucleus. Gene Ontology annotation, cellular component: nucleus; cytoplasm. Lineage: Eukaryota; Metazoa; Chordata; Mammalia; Rodentia; Muridae. Gene Ontology annotation, molecular function: protein binding; RNA binding.
AUGGCCCCGGAAGGAUGCUGCGAGAUUCUCGCCGGCUGCGGUCUUCCCAGAGGCCUCUGGGAUGAAGCUGGUAUGGCUACUGUCUCCACAGCUGCUCCCAAAGGCCGGAGGCUGCAGGGCAGCGUGUCGAAGGGGAAACAGUUAGCAGGGAAAUCACGAAGCGUUGUCCCUGCUCAAGUCCAGAGGAAAAAAAGGUGGGAGGGGCAUUUAGCAGUGGCGCGAAAUAGGAGAACCAAAAUGAGAAGGAACAGGAGGACGGAGAAUGGGGUCAAACUGCAGGCGACAACUGAUGACGUCCUCAGCUUUAAAGGGUUGAAUUCACAGAAGCUGACCCAGUGGGUUUUGGUACUGUACGGUACCAUUAUGAUUCCCUUUGGCAUAAAGCAUAAGCUGCUGAAUUUGCUUCAGAGCCAAUGCGGCAUCCCUUUCAAUCUGAUUCACUAUGAAAACAUGCAGGCCCAGUUUUUUUUUUUUUUUGUUGUUGUUGUUGAGAAUUCCAACAUUGCCUUUUAACUGAUGGAUAUCAGUGACAUGAUUUGUGAUGAGAGUGAUAAUAAGCCUCAGAGUUACAGAAAUUGAUCUGUGAUUCUGCAGCUGAACCUGCAGAACACUACCUCUCAGCAAGUUCCUAAUAUGCAGAGACUCCCCUUUGACCAAGAUUUGAUGACCCAUUCUACUGACUUGGUACUGAUUCCUAGAAGGUAUAUGGUGCCUUCCCUGAAUAUCCAUGAAGAGGACAUGAUUCAGAUCAAGUCAGAAGGGGAGAUGUCCAGGGGACAAGACCCAAAUCCAGAAAAGAGAUGUGCAGAUAAAAGCUCUCUGAGUACUACAAUCCCGGAUAAUUCCAGUAACAUAAAUUCGAUUCUGGAAUUGUUCCCCAAGUUAUUAAGGCUGGGUGGACAGGAAUCUCCUAAACCAACUCCUGGUGGUCUUGAAGACUUUAAGACCUUACCAACUUGCAAGGAAAGUUUCUUUGCAUCUGAGGAUAUAAAAAGUCUGGUCCUACAGAUCCUGCAGCAGUGUUACUUCAUCUAUGACAAUGGAGGUUGGCAGGGACUCCUCAAUGCUUACCAUGCUGAGGCUUGCUUCUCAUUGACAGUCCUCUUCAGUUCUGUGGAGUCAGCCAUGUGAGAAAAAAGCUUGUGUGAGUACUUCAUGUAUAGCAGAUAUAUGAAGAUCCUCAAGGAUCCUUGUAAAUAUCUGGAUCAUAAGAAAUGUGACAUUCUUCACUUCCUUCGUGCAUUGCCCAAAACUCAGCAUGACCUCACCUCCUUUGUGGUGGACCUAUGUUUCCAAACAAUGAUCUGCUUCUCUGUUAGUGGGCUGUUCAAGGAAGUGGAGAGCAGCUCUUAAUGAUGAGUUCAUGCCUUCACUCAGACCUUCGUUGUUACAUAUGGCAAUGGUUCAGACCUUUGUAUCAUCAGUAACAAGCUAUUUGUGAGGAAUGUUCAAGGAUUUUCCAAUGCCUCCGUCCUUGUGACCACAUCUUCCUCCAGCUAUUUGCCUUCCUUCUCUCAAGAUUAACAGGAUAUGGUACAAACAUUCUAUUUGCAGUCUUGAGUGAAUGCUGAAAGAUCUCAGAAGUGCUUUCAUGAUGACCAGUGGAAUUACAACAGAGCUAUACAAAUCCUCACUUUAUUCAAGGUGAUGUUUGGAGAUUCAAUUCAGGAUAGAAAAGCCAGAUGGCCUGGAAAUGGUGCUAGGAUUCUUGUAUCUGCUGAUCUCCCAAAUGCCUUCUUUACUUCCUCCAAGUAAAGGACGUGAUCCCAGAGGAUACCUUUACUCAGUCAGGUCUACAAUUCUAAGAACAUCACACACAGAUGAAAUUCCUGGGUGUCACUAUUUGUUUCAUCCAAUCUCUGCUUAGAUUAUGAGCUGGGAUAUCUAUUUUCAUCUUGGAAGCUAAAGCCCAUCUUGUAAAGCUAACUCUCGUUUUGUGUAUUUG